AUGAGAAAAUAUUCAUAUGGUAAACAAUAUGAACAACUAUUAGAAACAGCUGAACUAAUAGAAGAAGAUAUUUUACAACCGAAACAAUUCCAUAUUACUCGUUUUGUUAGUUCAGAAUGUCGUGUUUAUGAAACUAUGAUGAGAGACUGGUCAACAUUGUAUGAAUUACAUGAACAAGAUAGUAUUGUUAAUGCACUAACUGGUGGUAAUUUAAGUGCACGAAGUCGACACAAUAUUAAUUCACAACAAACUGGUGCUGACGAUAAUGGUACUUUACAGAUUGAAGAAAUUAAAUCCGUCGAUUUUGUUUGCAAACUUGUAGGAUUAAUUGAUAUAUACAAUAUCAUUGUGAAAGCAUCGGUAUUUGUACAAAACGUUGAUAAAUAUCCAUGGGAAUAUGAUGAUGCAAUACGACGUUUAAAAGAAUGUUUAAAUAAUUAUGCUAGGCUACUUGAACAACUUGAUCUAAAUACAACACAAGAAAUGGAUAGCAUUGAAGAAUAUCAACAAGAUUCACCAAUUACUUCGCACAUCACAACAACAACCAUUGAUGAUGAUGUUUAUGAUAACAUUGAUAUUGAGAGAGACGAAGAAGAACUGAUUUCAGCAACACCAUCAACAACGUAUAUGGAACAACAUUAUCAGAGUCUCUUUAAUUGUAUAUUUCGAGAACGUCCCAUCACUAGACGUAAAGGUGAUUAUGAUAUAGAAGAUCCAACUUCACGUGUUCGAGAAAAAUUAAUUGUAUUAUGUAAAGAACUAAUUGAAGCAAUUGAAACCCGUUUUAAAGAUACACCAUCAAUUUUUCUGUUGAUGAAAAACUGUUUAGAUGUAUCGUCAUUAUACGAACAGGUGGUAUUAACUGGUCAACAGAAAUUAGCAGAUUAUGGUCGGUCGGCUUUACAAGAAUUAAUUGAUUUUACAACACUGAACUCGAAAUACGUAAAAAUAGAUGCAACUGCUAUACAACAACAAUAUGCGGAAUGGAAACAAAGAUGUUUACUUGAAAUUGAAGAUAAAGAUACAUUUGAUAUAUGGACAACAAAUGGGAAAAUAAUUACACCGAAAGUAAUGAAAACAUUUUAUACAAAUAAAAAACUAGCAGAUGGUAUUCAUGAUUUUUUAUACUUCUAUUCUUUGAUGAUAUUGAAAAUUAGAAGUGAAGCAGUCUGUGAAUCAGUGUCGUCAAUUUUAAAAGGACACAUUCACAAUAAUCGUUCAUUACAACACACUUCGUUAGAUGAAGAAGUAAUGUUGCACUGGAAUGCACCACCAUUACAUUCAGCUGAUUUAUUCAUUACAAGUUCACUCAAUGAAUACUUUAGUCAUACGAAGGAUAGACAAUGGCUAUUUUAUAAAAAAAGUGAACAAUAUCAAGUUUGGAAACUUGUUUCUCCUGGCUCAGUUGUUUUAAAUCGUUUACGUAAAGUACAAGUUGGAAGAUUACCUGAACCAGAUGAUAUUGAAUAA
Molecule: messenger RNA, 1470 nt
Organism: Rotaria sordida
Lineage: Eukaryota; Metazoa; Rotifera; Eurotatoria; Philodinida; Philodinidae
Source: the annotation of a GenBank genome assembly